UCGCUAAAAGCCCGAACCGGGACUGCACGAGUUGUUGUGUUUUGUUUGUUUUCUUUUCGGAAAUACACACCAGUGGAAACAUACACCAAUCAAGCAUAAACGCUUAACACAGGUUGGAAAAACAGCAUUUAAAAAACAAAAAAAAACAAAAAAACAAAAAUGACAAUCUUCGAGGCUAGGACAAUCUUAAUUUGUUUGGCUAUGGUCUCCGUUAUCGCGACGUACCCUGUUGGCAACCCACAAACAGCCGAGAACAAAGGCCGAGGCAGAUCGUUCCCAUUGAUCAUCAGCCACUACUCGAACGUUCGGAAUUCCAAAUACAAUUCACCGCCGGCCACGGAAGCUCCUACGACGACGACGGCAUCGGCCGUCCUGGCAGAGUCCGACGACCUCAUCAAACCAAAGGUGGACGAGGACGACGACGACGUCCGCAGCGCACCGGCUGCCAGCGACGAUGCGAAGAAGAACGAAGAAGAAGAAGAAAAAGCCGAUGAAAAAGUGCAAGACGAAGCAAAGGAUGAAAAGAGCGAGAAACACGACGCAGCGGCGGUGCCCGAUAUGGCAAAGGCUGACUCAGCAGCACCGGUGAACGUUGCCCAAAACGAAAGUAUUUCAGUCGCGACGCCAGCUGUUGAGGCACACACUCCCGAGGAUUCUCUUCAAGUUUCGAAGGCUGAAGUUGAAGCGGUGCCCUCCAACGAGAAAACAGAGGUCGUCGAAAAAACGCAAGAGCCAAAAGUGGGCGAGGGAUCGGCCAACGCGGCUGUCAAAGAAUCCGCUGCAACUGGAACAACGUUGACUCACGUCCAGGAGGAAGUGCAGCCGACACAGACAACCAGUUCAAUCGAGGCUGACAAACCGGCUGCCCUUGGAGAAAGCGAAAAAACAGACCAGCAAGUAAAGGGCAAUCCCGAAAUGGACAUUCCAAACACGACGAACGCCGCCGCCACCGUCGCCGCGGCAGACAGCGUUGCCAAAAUUGAAGAAGCGGCCAAUGAAGAAGUGAAGCCAUCGGAAACCAUCGCGGCUCCAGCUGAAACGGCCAAGGCGGUCGAAUUCACGACCGAACAAGUGAAGGUAGAAGAAGCUGCUGUUGCGCCUUCGGCUGAGGUGAAGGUAACACCUGAAUCGACUCCAGUCGAAAGCUCCAGGACUGCGGUAUUGGCCACGGAGAAAGAGAAAACUAGCGAAUUCUUUGAAGAGGAUCGUUCGUUCAAGGACAGGCCAGAUCCCGAGCUGAUUUUGGCCGCCAUCCGUCAGAGCGCUGCUGCUGCAUUGGGUGUCGGCGAGGAGCAGAAAGUGCUGCCCGCGCAGAUCGACGACGUGGCCAACGAAGGCAUCCGCUUGCAACGCGAUGAUAACAAAAAGACGGCCGAGAAGAAAGAGAAAGAGAAGGAGAAAUACUCGGCCAAGCCGACGAAAGAAAAGAAGCCCGUCAAACCGACGCAGAGCAACGAUCCAGUUCAAGAGUACGACGACAUCGUCACACGAUCGGGCAAAUCCAAGGACGACGCUGAGUCCACCACAGACACGACAGUUGACAAAGCUGUGACAUCAGAUGAGCCCGUCACUGUUGGUCACGUGCCCACCAACUACCCAGUCGUUUUACCGGACGGAGGGUCCACACUCAGUCAUCAAAUUGCAUCAGCGGAAUCGCCAAAAGAAGUCAUUAAGACGCCAGAUGAGGCAAGCACGACAAGCUUGACGCCCACCAAUUACCCAGUGAUUUUACCCAGCGGAGAGUCUACCCUAAGCGACAAAAUUGCGCAAGACGACACGAAGUCUGCAGCGUCGGAAGAGCCCGUUAUUAUUAGCCUGGUGCCAAGCAAUUACCCAGUGGUUUUGCCGAGCGGAGAAUCAACUUUAAGUGAUAAAGUGAAACCAGAAGAUUUGGAAUCACCUAAAACAACAACUGGAGAAAACUAAUCGGUCCGCAAUAAAUCGCAAUCAACUGAGGUCGUUAACGAUAUAAUAAUGCUCGCUAAUUCCAAAGAGUUGCGAGAUAAAUGAUGUGUGGAAUAAUCGAUCGAAUAUGUGUGUUACUAUAGUUUCAAACACUAUCAAAAACAAAAAAAAAAAAGCUUCCAUUUACCUUAAAAAAACAAAAAAAAAACAAAAUCAUAUGAAGUCCGCAAUCGUAACUUGCAGAAAUCAACGUUUCAAAACGACUACAGUUGAGAGGUUUCAAAUAUUGCGGAAAGAAAACCUAGCUUCUAUCUUAUUAUGUCAUUACGAAUUUUAGCAAAAAAAAUAAAUCAUACGAGCCGUUAAAAGUCA
This is a messenger RNA of Daphnia carinata, 2277 nucleotides long. RefSeq lists its product as uncharacterized. The record is from RefSeq and is a predicted model, not a curated record. Lineage: Eukaryota; Metazoa; Arthropoda; Branchiopoda; Diplostraca; Daphniidae. Bases 160 to 1926 code for a protein of 588 amino acids. The transcript is spliced from 8 exons.